Molecule: messenger RNA, 1799 nt
Organism: Phragmites australis (common reed)
Lineage: Eukaryota; Viridiplantae; Streptophyta; Magnoliopsida; Poales; Poaceae
Product: amino acid permease 6-like
Exons: 6
Coding region: 71-1522 (483 amino acids)
Cellular component (GO): plasma membrane
Source: RefSeq, a predicted model, not a curated record
CGACGUCUCUGUUACUCGCUAACACACAGGCACGCAAGAAGUUGUGAGUUGUGAGAGCGCGGCGGGCGCAAUGGUGAUGGAGAGGCAGCAGCAGCAGCGGAAGGCGGCCGCCGCCUUCGACAUCGCGGAGGCCGGCUUCGGCGACCGGCCGGACCUCGACGACGACGGCCGCGAGAGGCGCACAGGGACGCUGGUGACGGCGAGCGCGCACAUCAUCACUGCGGUGAUCGGGUCCGGGGUGCUGUCACUGGCGUGGGCGAUCGCGCAGCUCGGUUGGGUGAUCGGCCCCGUGGUGCUGGUGGCCUUCUCCGUCAUCACUUGGUUCUGCUCCAGCCUCCUCGCCGACUGCUACCGCUCGCCGGACCCAGUCCACGGCAAGCGCAACUACACCUACGGCCAGGCCGUCAGAGCUUACCUCGGGGUUUCCAAGUACAGGCUGUGCGCCCUGGCGCAGUACGUCAACCUGGUUGGCGUGACCAUUGGCUACACCAUCACGACGGCCGUCAGCAUGGGGGCGAUCAAGCGGUCCAAUUGCUUCCACCGCAACGGCCACGCUGCGCCGUGCGAGGCCAACAACACGACCAGCAUGAUCAUCUUCGCAGGCAUCCAGAUCAUGCUCUCGCAGCUCCCCAAUUUCCACAAGAUCUGGUGGCUUUCCAUCGUCGCCGCCGUCAUGUCCCUCGCCUACUCCUCCAUCGGCCUCGGUCUCUCCAUCGCAAAGAUUGCAGGCGGGGUGCAUGCCAAGACGUCGCUGACGGGGGCCACCGUGGGCGUGGACGUAUCGGCGAGCGAGAAGAUAUGGAAGACGUUUCAGUCCCUCGGAGACAUUGCCUUUGCCUACUCAUACUCCAAUGUCCUCAUCGAAAUUCAGGACACGCUGCGUUCGAGCCCGCCGGAGAACGUGGUGAUGAAGAAGGCGUCCUUCGUCGGCGUGUCGACGACCACCAUGUUCUACAUGCUGUGCGGCGUGCUGGGGUACGCGGCGUUCGGCAACGACGCCCCGGGCAACUUCCUCACGGGCUUCGGUUUCUACGACCCCUUCUGGCUGAUCGACGUCGGCAACGUCUGCAUCGCCGUGCACCUCAUCGGCGCGUACCAGGUCUUCUGCCAGCCCAUCUACCAGUUCGUCGAGGGCUGGGCGCGGGACCGGUGGCCCGACAGCGCCUUCCUCAACGCCGAGCGCGUCGUGCGCUUGCCCCUCGCAGUGGACUUCCCCGUCAGCCCGUUCCGGCUGGUGUGGCGCACCACCUACGUCCUGCUCACCGCGCUCGUCGCCAUGAUCUUCCCCUUCUUCAACGACUUCCUCGGGCUCAUCGGUGCCGUCUCCUUCUGGCCGCUCACCGUCUACUUCCCCGUCCAGAUGUACAUGGCGCAGGCCAAGACGCGCCGCUUCUCGCCGACGUGGACGUGGAUGAACGUGCUCAGCCUCGCGUGCCUCGCGGUGUCCCUGCUCGCCGGCGCCGGCGCCAUCCAGGGGCUCGCUACCGACCUCAAGGGAUACAGGCCGUUCAAGGUCUCUUAAGCUGGAUUGCAUGCGUGGUCGAUGAAACAUUAGCUGCAGCAAUGUGCUCUGAAAAACCUGCCAGCCUGCCUGCAUGCAUAGUAGUGAUACAUACAGUCAUGAGAGGAUCUGAUCGAUAGGUCGUGUCGUGUAGACCGUGAGGUCGACAAAGGUUAAUUUCAGUGUUGUUAAUGUUGGUUAAACUAGCCUAAGUAAGUAACCUGGUUUGCAUAUGAACUUUGAAAUGUAUGUAACUAAGUCUAAGUGAAAUGAAUGACAGCUUAAUUGGUUUGAACAA